CCUGCCUCUCCCUGUGCCCACCUACCCCAUCAGGGACCAAACGUUAGAGAUUUUCUUGGAUGUACAGCUGCAAUCAGGUCAUCAUCUUAGUGAUCAACAACAUUAUUCUGCCCUCACCCAACCCCAUUCCCACCCCCAUCAGCUGACUCAGCAGAGCCAGGCACCAGGAGAGGGCCGCUAACUCGGGGCAGCCAAAUGAGGAAAAUGCGUCUGCUUCUGGAUGGAACGUGCUGGAAGUUGGACAGGUUCACCCCUUAUUUACCACGCUUACAAAUCAGUUGGAGAAAUCCCAGAUUUGUGGCAAGACAGAGGGUUUGUAAACCAGGAAGAGAAGCGAGGGCUGCCAAGCACGGACCGGCUUCCAGGGGAUCAGCAGAGCUGCAGCUCCACGGACGAGAUGAGGUCAGUCGCUCCUUUCUCCAGGGUAAUAAGUGACAGAGACAGAGGCGUGUGGGCCAAUGGAGAUUAAGAUUAGAGGGAAUGUCCUUAAUAAAUCCGCCAAUGGGAAGCGGUUUUGCUUCUUCUGUCUCUUAGGGCACUAGACCAACCACUCACUGGGAAAACAAGUUUUGGUGCCAGAGCCUUCGGUGGGUUCCAAGGCUGCCUUUUCAGAGACAGGCCCAUGGGUACAGUACGGAUUGCAACUGUGGGAGCUGGUGUGAUGGGACUCUCCACUGCCGUGUGCAUUUCCAAACUAGUCCCGCGAUGCUCCAUCACAGUCAUUUCAGAGCAGUUCACUCCCGAGACCACGAGUGAUGUGGCAGCCGGAAUGCUUAUUCCUCCUGUUUAUCCAGACACACCCAUUCACAAGCAGAAGCAGUGGUUUAAAGAGACUUUUGAUCACCUGUUUGCAAUUGCCAAUUCUGCAGAAGCUGAAGAUGCUGGUGUUCUCCUGGUGUCUGGUUGGCAGAUAUUUCGGAGCAUUCCUACUGAGGAAGUGCCAUUCUGGGCUGAUGUGGUGCUGGGAUUUCGAAAGAUGACUGAGGAUGAGCUGAAGAAAUUCCCCCAACAUGUGUUCGGUCAGGCUUUUACUACACUCAAAUGUGAAGGCCCUGUCUACCUCCCGUGGUUGGAGAAAAGGCUAAAAGGAAGUGGGGGUCUGAUACUCACCCGAAGAAUAGAAGACCUGUGGGAGCUUCACCCGUCCUUCGACAUUGUGGUCAACUGUUCAGGCCUUGGAAGCAGGCAGCUUGCAGGAGACCCAAAGAUUUUCCCAGUGAGGGGUCAAGUGCUCAAAGUGCAGGCUCCCUGGGUGAAGCAUUUUAUCCGAGAUGGGAGUGGGCUGACAUACAUUUACCCAGGUAUAUCCAAUGUAACCCUGGGUGGAACUAGGCAAAAAGGAGACUGGAAUCUGUCCCCAGAUGCAGAAAUUAGCAAAGGGAUUCUUUCCCGAUGCUGUGCCCUCGAGCCCUCUCUCCAUGGAGCCUGUGACAUAAGGGAGAAGGUGGGCUUGAGGCCCACCAGGCCAGGUGUGCGGCUGGAGAAAGAGCUCUUAGCCCAGGGCAGCUGGAGGCUGCCUGUGGUCCAUCACUACGGCCACGGUAGUGGGGGCAUAGCCAUGCACUGGGGCACUGCUCUGGAGGCCGCCAGGCUGGUGAGCGAGUGUGCCCAAGCCCUCAGGACCCCUGCUCCCAAAUCAAAGCUGUAGGCAUGAAGUGACAGCAAAUGGCCACAGAAACUAUUAAUCAAAAUAUAAUUUAAGUACCAGAAGAGAUUCAAAUAACUUUUCCAUUGAAUGAAAGUUUAAUUGGACAUGGCUUUGCUUUCAAAAUUAGAAAUGAUGCAAUAUGUAUCAGUAGACUUAAGAUUAGUACUAAUCUAACUUAGUACUAGACUUAAGUCUAGUACUAAUGACAUAGGGCAUAAAGCUCUAUUUUUGUUAAAAAAAACUUGCUAUAAAGUAAGAUUUCAUUUAGAUCUCGUGUCCAAGGAUCUAUGCCGAUUCACAUGGUUGCAGGGAUUUUUUUUGGCUCAUAAAUCCAGAGGAGGAGAUAAUGUAUGGAAAACACUUAACUCACUGUUGGUUGCAGAGCUGCCCAUGACGCUUAUAGGUUGCAGUCAAGUGAACACCAUAAUCCUUUAAAAUUACACAGUGAUAUACAAUUCAGGCUUAUUCCAUUUAGUGGAAGACAAAGCAUGAUUCCUGCUAGUGCUAGUGGCAACCUCUACUUCCUCUCAGCUGGUACUGAUGGUAGAACAUAGGGAUGAUGUUGCCUACAGAUGUGGCAUUAACUCAAUUGCGGUCUGGGGUCAAUCACCUGAGGGGUGUACUUUCCACUACCACAAAUGAUUGAGAGCUGGUUUGUUGGAUGGUUGACUUUGCCUGAGCAUUUUUGAAGAUUGAAUAGUAUGUGCAGCCAAAGGGCUAAUUUGCUAAUUAAAAUGGAACAAUCACUCUGAAUAAAAUAUAAACAAAGAGUUUUCUGCAAGUUGUUAAAAGGUACUGGGGAGGAGUGGAAAUGUAUCUCAUGAUAAAAUGAGUUUGGGAAUUGCUGAAUUAAUAAAUCUAAUCUGGAUUCUUGACUUGGUCUUUAA
Orcinus orca (killer whale) is the source of this 2535-nucleotide messenger RNA. It is a transcript of the gene DDO, whose product is annotated as D-aspartate oxidase. The record is from RefSeq and is a predicted model, not a curated record. The transcript has 6 exons. The coding region runs from base 623 to 1648 and encodes 341 amino acids. Gene Ontology annotation, molecular function: D-amino-acid oxidase activity; FAD binding. NCBI's taxonomy places the organism in Eukaryota, Metazoa, Chordata, Mammalia, Artiodactyla, Delphinidae.